ACCCGGGCCGGCUCCCAACCCAGCCGCGAGGACCGGAAGCAGCUUCCGACCGGGCGCUUUCCCGGCAUCUUCCGGAAAACGCGGGGUCGCUCUUCCCCGUCGGGAGUCCAAAUGUCUGCAAAAUUGAGAAAGUCCUCACUCCAUCCACAACCUUCAGAGGAGUCUGACAGCAUUGUGAUAGUGAAGAUGGAAGAGGAAGAGCAGAUCUGUGAUCUGGACCCCAGCCUCCCCUGGAGCACCUCCUGCAGCCCAGAGACCUUCCACCAGCGGUUCAGGCACUUUGGCUACCAGGAGUCGCCUGGGCCCCGGGAGGCUCUGAACCGGCUCCGGGAGCUUUGCCAUCAGUGGCUGAGGCCCGAGGUGAACUCCAAGGAGCAGAUCCUGGAGCUGCUGGUGCUGGAGCAGUUCCUGGCCAUCCUGCCUGAGGAGCUGCAGGCCUGGCUGCGAGAACACCGGCCCAAGAACGGAGAGCAAGCCGUGACUAUGCUGGAGGAGCUGGAGAAAGAGCUUGACGGGCCAACUGAGCAGGUGUUUUUUGGACAAAAUGAGGACAUGCUUGCAGAGAAGUUGACACCUUGGGAAAUUCAUCGGGAAUCACCAAAUAGCCAGAUCAAGCCCAUUAAGAAGCAGCUGCCAUUAACAUCACAGGAGUUUCACUCAAGACAAAAAGGCAAGAGAGCUUCAGGAAUAACAUCCAGGAUCAAGUCAGGAAGAAAAAGGAAGUGGAGCUCCAGCAAUGACCAUCUCCUUUACUAGGAAAAGUAAAAGCUUUCCAAGAAUCCCCAGCAAAAUUCUGCUAUGUUUCCUUUUUGCAAAUGUGUUUCAGAAAGCAUGGGUUUUCAAUCUCUAGAGGGGAAGCAGCAGAACAGGUGGGGAUUGGGAAUGACAAUGGGUCAGCCAACAAUGUUUACUAUACUCCUUGGCCACCUCUUCAUGGGCAGAUGGCUAUGAUUUUGCCUCCUGCAUUACAGGGGGGAAAAAUAACUUAAAAAAACUCCCUGCCAUCAAAUUUGCCAACCUAUCUACACUUCGCCCAUCAUUUCCCAUCUUCAGAAUGAAAGAGGGGUCUCGCUGGCCCCUCGUCAUUCCUUCUCACCUCUGAAGGACCUUGGCUGCCAUUAGUAACUACCUAUCCCCUCUUCUAUUUCUUCAUCCUUUGCCUUCCUUGAGAAUGCAUCUCUUCAAUAUUUAAAGAUGGUGAUGUGACUGACCCUCCAACUCUAUACUUUUCUGGUACAUCCACAAAAUUUGAGAUGGUAGCUAAUCCCUGAGUGAGGGGGAGCAAAGUGACUUAGCUUUGACUUCAUAUGCUUCCAUUUCUUUCAACCAAAAUGAUCUUUCAAAAACAUAUGCUUGAUCAUGUCACUUCCUUGCUCAAAACAUACGCUUCCCAUUGCUUUUAAUAUACAGUUAGCUCCUAAAAGUUUUUGAGACUCUUCAUGAUCUGACCACAGCUUACCUCUUCAGUUUUAUCUCUUGCUAUUGCCUUCAUACUCUAUGCCAAAGAUAUUCUGAAUUUUCAGAAGUUCUCCUGCCUCCAGCCUUUGCAUGUGCUCCUUUUGAACUCUUAACAUCUGCUGCACUUAACUCCUAUGUAUUCAGAUUUUACCUUAGGCUUCUUCCAGGAAGCCUACCCUAACACUCUGAGAGUAGGCUGGGGACCACUACCACACCCUUCUAUUUGUUACAUAGCAGUCUGUUCUUACUGGUAUUUAUUACCCAAAAUAUUUUUAAAAUAUCAAGCUGCAAAUAUGGUCCCAAAGAAGAGGAGGAGGAGGAAUGAUACUUUGGGAAGAAAGAAGACAUGAGAUAAAUGAAAAGCCCUCUUGCCCCUGGUAAUGAUGAGGCAAAGAGAUCAGACACAGGUGUCCCUUCAUCUCUGCAGCCAAUCCCUGCAGAAAUGCCAGAGGGGAUUGAAAGGGGAGAGGACUGCACCCCCUUCCUAUUGAUUGCAUUGGAAAAGCAACUGCUGAAGAGACUUCCUAUUUUCCAACACUGAACUAUUGUAAAAAAUGGCAUUGUAGUGCUAGGCAAAGGGCCUCUACCAGCUAACAUCUCCAUGCCCAAUGGGGACCUUGGAAAAGAGCUGAUUGCACCACCUGGAGAGUUGGGACUGUUGCACAAACUUUGUGGAUCUUAUCACUAAGAGCUGCAGGACCCAGUGGGCCCAGAAUCAGCUGGGAGUCUCAGCCAUACCUUGCAGGGUGGUUAAAACUGAUGUGGGGACAAAUCACAAAGGAAGGGAUACUGGCUUCCCACCUAGUCAAAAGAACAGAUCAUUGGUUGCUAUAAAUUUGAUGAGCAAGCACAACAGCAGACCAACUGUGAAGACUGGAGACUAGAAAAGGACAGCAAGCCCAACUGAGACCUAAUCUAUAGUACUACCUCACCUAGUGUGAGUGAAACCCCCUUCCCAGGUAUCCAGAUGGCAGAAAAGGGCAGAGCAAGGAAUAGCCAUGUUAGGGAGUUGAACUUAAAAUGAAAUGAAUAAUUAAAUCCUUCCACUACCACCACCACCCACCCAAUGGGGUGGAGAUUCAAGAAGUAAAAACAUCAGUUAUAAGAAAUU
This is a messenger RNA of Neofelis nebulosa (Clouded leopard), 2569 nucleotides long. RefSeq names its product zinc finger protein 396 (gene ZNF396). Bases 112 to 756 code for a protein of 214 amino acids. The transcript has 4 exons. NCBI's taxonomy places the organism in Eukaryota, Metazoa, Chordata, Mammalia, Carnivora, Felidae. The record is from RefSeq and is a predicted model, not a curated record.